Molecule: messenger RNA, 7872 nt
Organism: Echinops telfairi (small Madagascar hedgehog)
Lineage: Eukaryota; Metazoa; Chordata; Mammalia; Afrosoricida; Tenrecidae
Gene: PTPN13
Product: protein tyrosine phosphatase non-receptor type 13
Exons: 47
Coding region: 41-7315 (2424 amino acids)
Biological process (GO): peptidyl-tyrosine dephosphorylation
Cellular component (GO): cytoplasm; cytoskeleton; nucleus
Molecular function (GO): phosphatidylinositol 3-kinase regulatory subunit binding; protein tyrosine phosphatase activity
Source: RefSeq, a predicted model, not a curated record
ACGCUGGGGGAGAUGGUGCGGUGGGAGGCCGCCGCCAGGAAUGUGUAAUAUGCAUGUGUCACUAGCUGAGGCCCUGGAGGUUCGGGGGGGACCAUUGCAGGAAGAAGAAAUAUGGGCUGUCUUAAAUCAAAGUGCCGAGAGUCUCCAAGAAUUAUUCAGAAAAGUGAGCAUGGCUGAUCCUGCUGCUCUGGGCUUCAUCAUCUCUCCGUGGUCUCUGCUGUUGCUGCCGUCGGGCAGUGUGUCUUUUACAGAUGAACACACUUCCAGUCAGGAUCUCCGAGCAUUCACUGCUCCCGAAGUUCUCCAGAAUCAAUCCCUAACUUCUCUUUCAGAUGUUGAAAAGAUCCAUGUAUAUUCCCUUGGAAUGACAUUGUACUGGGGGGCUGAUCAUGAAGUACCUCAGAGCCAACCUAUCAAGCUGGGAGAUCAUCUCAACAGCAUUUUGCUUGGAAUGUGUGAGGAUGUCAUUUACGCUCGAGUUUCCGUUCGGACGGUCCUGGAUGCUUGCAGUGCCCACAUUAGGAAUAGCAAUUGUGCACCUUCAUUCUCCUACGUGAAGCAGUUGGUGAAACUGGUGCUGGGCAAUCUUUCUGGGACGGAUCAGCUUUCCCCUAACACUGAGCAAAAGCCUGAUCGGAGCCAAGCCAUUCGAGACCGAUUGAGAGGGAAAGGAUUGCCAACAGGAAGAAGCUCCACUUCUGAUGUGCUAGACAUAGACAAGCUUCCAUUCUCUCAGCAGACCUUUCUUAACAAAGGGCUUAGUAAAUCUAUGGGAUUUCUGUCCAUCAGAGACACACAAGAUGAGGAAGAUUAUUUCAAGGACAUUCCAUCAGAUAAUAAUUCUAGACACGAAGAUGCUGAAAAUACCUGCUCCCCUUCCCAGUUUAAAACUCAUACAGGGAAAAAGGUUCCCCCAAGCCCGGAUAUAGUUUCCAAGAAGAAGAUUUGGGCUUCGUCCAUGGACUUGCUUUGCGCAACUGAUAGAGACUCCGCUUCUGGAGACACUGGCAGAUUCCCACAUUGCCUCCCCGAGGCAGCCACCGUGCGGACUUCAACUGCCCCUAGAAAAAAGGAGGCCAGGUACUCAGACGGAAGCAUAGCCUUGGAUAUCUUUGGGCCUCAGAAAAUCGACCCGCUGUACCACCCACGAGAGUUGCCCACCUCCUCCGCAAUAUCAAGUGCUUUGGACCGAAUCCGAGAGAGACAGAAGAAACUUCAGGUUCUGAGAAAAGCCAUGCAUGUGGAAGCAUUUGAGAAGAGACAGUAUGAAACACCCCUAGAAGGCAGCUUACUCAAUCAGGAGAUCAUGCUGAAGCGGCAAGAAGAAGAAAUGAUACAGCUGCAAGCCAGAAUGGCCCUUAGACAGUCUCGGCUGAGUCUGUUCCCAGGAGACACGAUCAAAGCAUCUAUGCUUGACAUCACCAGGGAUCCCUUAAGAGAAAUGGCCCUAGAAACUGCUAUGACCCAAAGAAAACUGAGGAAUUUCUUUGGCCCUGAGUUCGUAAAAAUGACAAUUGAGCCAUUUAUAUCUUUGGAUUUGCCACGGUCUAUACUUACCAAAAAAGGAAAGGGUGAGGAUAGCCGAAGAAAAGUAAACAUACUGCUUCUGAGUGGACAAAGACUGGAAAUGACUUGUGAUACCAAAACUAUAUGUAAAGAUGUGUUUGAUAUGGUUGUGGCCCAUAUUGGCUUAGUGGAGCAUCAUUUGUUUGCUUUAGCUACCCUCAAAGAUAAUGAAUAUUUCUUUGUUGACCCUGAUUUAAAAUUAACCAAAGUGGCCCCGGAGGGAUGGAAAGAAGAACCAAAGAAGAAAAGCAAAGCCGCGGUUCCCUUUACUAUGUUUUUCCGGAUUAAAUUUUUUAUGGAUGAUGUUAGUCUAAUACAACAUACCCUGACCUGUCACCAGUAUUAUCUUCAGUUGCGGAAAGAUCUCCUAGAGGAGAGGAUGCACUGUGACGAUGAGACUUCCGUAUUGCUUGCUUCCUUAGCUCUCCAGGCAGAGUAUGGAGAUUACCAACCAGAGGUUUAUGGCGUGUCCUACUUUAGACUGGAGCACUAUUUGCCUGCCAGAGUAAUGGAGAAACUUGAGCUUUCCCACAUUAAACAAGAGUUGCCCAAAUUGCAUGGUACCUAUGUGGGAGCUUCGGAAAAAGAGACGGAGUUAGAAUUUUUAAAGGUCUGCCAAAGACUGACAGAAUAUGGGGUUCAUUUUCACCGGGUGCACCCAGAGAAAAAAUCGCAAACAGGAAUAUUGCUUGGAGUCUGUUCUAAAGGUGUCCUCGUGUUUGAGGUUCACAAUGGAAUUCGCACUUUAGUCCUUCGCUUUCCUUGGAGGGAAACCAAGAAGAUUUCUUUUUCUAAAAAGAAAAUCACAUUGCAAAAUACAUCAGAUGGAAUAAAACACUCCUUCCAGACAGACAACAGUAAGGUAUGCCAGUACCUGCUGCAACUCUGCUCCUCCCAGCAUAAAUUCCAGCUGCAGAUGAGAGCAAGACAGAGCAGCCAAGAUGCCCAAGACAUUGAGAGAGCUUCGUUUAGGAGCCUGAAUCUCCAAGCAGAGUCCGUUAGAGGAUUUAACAUGGGACGAGCAAUCAGCACUGGCAGUCUGGCCAGCAGCACACUGAACAAACUGGCCGUUCGACCUCUGUCAGCUCAAGCUGAGAUUCUGAAGAGGCUGUCCUGCUCAGAGCUGUCGCUUUACCAGCCAUCCCAAAACCAUUCCAAAGAGAAGAGUGGCAGAGCUUCCUGGGAGGAAAAGCCUAGAGGGAUGAGUAAAUCAUACCACGAUCUCAGUCAGGCCUCUCUCUGUCCUCAUCGGAAAAAUGCCAUGGUCACUGUGGAAUCCCCAACACACACCAUUGAGGAGCUGGUGGGAAAGCCCUUUCACCAGAUGGCGAGAUCUGACACAGAUUCUGUGACAGGAUUCACAAAGCUUAAUAAUUCAAAGUCUUUGGCAAGUUUAAAUAGAAGCCCCGAAAGGAGGAAACAGGAAUCAGAGUCAUCCAUUGAAGACACUGGUCAAGUAUAUGGCAUAGGAAUGACUAUGCAUAGUUCUGGAAAUCCUUCAUCCCAAGUACCCUUUAAAGAAAAUGAUGUGCUACGCAAAAGAUGGAGCAUCGUAUCCUCACCAGAAAGGGAGAUCACCUUGGUGAACCUGAAAAAAGAUGCAAAGUAUGGCUUAGGAUUUCAAAUUAUUGGUGGGGAAAAGAUGGGAAGACUGGACCUAGGUGUAUUUAUCAGCUCGAUUAUUCCUGGAGGACCAGCUGACUUGGAUGGAUGCCUAAAGCCAGGGGACCGUUUGAUAUCUGUGAAUAGCGUCAGUCUGGAGGGGGUGAGCCAACAUGCUGCAGUUGACAUUUUGCAAAAUGCACCUGAAGAUGUGACACUUGUUAUCUCUCAGCCAAAAGAAAAAAUGUCCAAAGUGCCUUCUACUCCAGUGCAUCUUGCCAAUGGAAUGAAAAAUUACAUGAAGAAACCUUCCUACCUGCAAGACAGUGCUGUAGAUUCUUCUUCUGAGGAUCGCCACUGGCCACAGGGUACCCUGAAGCACAUCAAGGACAGCUCCUUCAGUGUGCUGCCCGGUGGCCUGAGGGAAGGAAGCCUGAGUUCUCAGGAUUCCAGAACGGAGAGUGCCGGCUUGUCCCAGAGCCAGGUCAACGGCUUCUUUGCCAGCCAUGGAGGUGACCGGGCCUGGAAGGAAUCAUUUCAUGGCAGCCCGGCCUCAUCUGUCAUAUCCAAAGCUUCUGCGAAAAAGAGAAUCUCCGUGGACUGUGGCCAGAGCAAAGCUAAAACACUGGGCAUCAUUGAUGCAGCAGAUUACUCGGAUCGUGGCGAUUCAGACACGGACGAAACCACUUAUUCUCAGACUCGGGAUCAUCAAACACCAAAAAAGGAAUCUUCCUCCUCACUGAAUAAAUGCAACAAAAUGAAUUUUAAAAGUUUUUCUCCAUCACCUCCUAAACCUGGAGAUGUCUUUGAGGUUGAACUGGCUAAAAGUGAUAACAGCUUGGGGAUAAGUGUCACGGGAGGUGUGAACACCAGUGUCAGGCAUGGUGGUAUUUAUGUGAAAGCCAUCAUUCCCCAGGGAGCAGCAGAGUCUGAUGGUAGAAUUCACAAAGGUGAUCGUGUCCUGGCUGUCAAUGGAGUUAGUCUGGAAGGAGCUACCCAUAAGCAAGCUGUGGAAACACUGAGAAAUACAGGGCAGGUGGUUCAUCUGUUGUUGGAAAAGGGACAGUCUUCGGCACCCAAAGAACAUGUCCCUGUGACCCCACAGUGCACCCUGCCAGAUCCAGAUGCCCAAGGUCAAGCCCAAGAAAAAGUGGGAAAGAAAACAACUCAUGUCAGAGACUACAGCUUUGUCACUGAAGAAAAUACAUUUGAGGUAAAAUUGACUAAAAAUAGUUCGGGCCUAGGAUUCAGCUUCUCACGAGAAGAUAAUCUUGUACCUGAACAAGUGAACACCAGCAUAGUAAGGGUUAAGAAGCUGUUUCCUGGACAGCCAGCAGCAGAAAGUGGAAAAAUUGAUGUGGGUGAUGUGAUCUUGAAAGUGAAUGGAGCCUCUUUGAAAGGACUGUCUCAGCAGGAAGUCAUUUCCGCUCUCCGGGGAAGGUCCCCAGAAGUUUCCUUGCUUCUUUGCAGACCUCCACUUGGUGUGCUACCUGAAAUUGAUACCGCUCAUUUGACCCCACUGCACUCACCAGCACAAGUCCUUCUAAACAGCACGAAAGCCUUUCCUCAGCCUUCAUGUAUGGAGCAAGGCACCAGCUCAGAUGACAAUGAUGUGUCUGACAAAAGCAAGAAGCAAUGUCAGUCCCCAUCCAGGAGAGAGAGUUACAGUGACAGCAGUGGGAGUGGAGAAGAUGACUCAGGGAAAGCUCCAGCAAGGUUGGCAGAUAUGAGCUGGAGCUCAACUUUGCAUCAGACUCUGAGCCACGUGGUGUCACAAGCACAGGGUCAACAUGAAGCAUCCAGGAGUCACGAAGAUGCCCCUAGUGCCAUGUUUUACUGUCCUCAGGAAAUACCCGGCAAACUGGAAGUCAAGCACAGUGAUACUCCUUCCCCUGUACCCCCGGAUGUGACUGAGCAGAGUUGUCAAAAACAGCCAGAAUCUUCUUCCUCUAAUUCAAUGGAUAGACACCCUACUCAUGAUACUUCUGAGCCUAUGAGGCAAGGAGACUUGACAUCUUUGAAAAAGGUCUCAGAAAACCAUCUUGAAGACUUUGAGCUGGAAGUAGAACUCCUCAUUACCCUAAUUAAGUCUGAAAAAGGAAGCCUGGGUUUUACAGUUACCAAAGGAAAUCAAAGCAUCGGUUGUUACGUUCAUGAUGUCAUUCAGGAUCCUGCCAAAAGUGACGGAAGGUUAAAACCUGGGGACCGCCUUAUAAAGGUCAAUGAUACAGAUGUUACCAACAUGACUCACACUGAUGCAGUAAACCUGCUUCGAGCAGCACCAAAGACUGUCCGGUUAGUGCUCGGCCGAGUUCUCGACUUACCCAGGAUGCCAGUGUUGCCUCAUUUGCUGCCUGAUGUUACUCUAACAUGCAACAAGGAGGAGUUGGGUUUUUCUUUAUCUGGAGGUUGCAACAGCAUUCAUCAAGUGGUGUAUAUUAGUGAUAUCAACCCAAGGUCAGUUGCAGCCAUGGAAGGCAAUCUCCAGCUCUUAGAUGUCAUCCAUUAUGUGAAUGGAGUCAGCACGCAAGGGUUGACUUUGGAAGAAGUUAAGAGAGCGUUAGACAUGUCACUUCCUUCAGUGGUGCUGAAAGCAACAAGAGACGAACGUCCAGUAGUGCCCACCCCAAAGAGGGCUGCCAGUUCAAGUCCUGGGCCAAACAGGGCCAACGGCCAUCGCAGCGUGGAGCCCUGCAGCAAGCCUGCUGCUCUCACUCCUCAAAGUUCUUUCUCCAAGGUUAAUGGAGAAGGAAUAAUUGAAGUUUUGCACACUGAAGGAAAAGGCUUUACUUACCAGAUGAAAGAAUCAACAAAUGUGACCCUGUCCCAAGUUAGCUUUCCAAAUGAGCCAGUAGAGAGUUACUCUAAAUGCCUGAAUUCAGAGUCUGAUAUACAAGAAGAUGAUAUUUAUGAUGAUCCUCAAGAAGCUGAAGUUAUCCAGUCUCUGUUGGACGUUGUAGAUGAGGAGGCCCAGAAUCUUUUAAACCAAAAUAACGCAGCAGGAGAUGCCUGUGUUCCAGAUACACAGAACACCAAUGGGAGGUUGUCUGAAGAGAGAGCAGAAGACACGGACUGUGAUGGCUCACCGUUACCUGAAGAUUUUUCUGAGGCCACCAAAAUCAAUGGCUGUGAAGAGUAUUCUGAAGAGAAAGUAAUAAGUGACAGUAUAAUGGAGAAGUCACAAGAGAGGAGAACCGAUGAUGACGACGUCACCUGGGGGAGCAUUGAAUUGCCAAUGGAGCCAACGAACCAUGAAGAUCCCAGGGAAGACCACCCUUUCCUGACCAGUGAGGAGCUCGCCGCUCUGCCUGUCGUCACGGCACUUCCCUCGGGCAGAUACACGGGGGCCAGCUUGAAGGCAGUCGUUCGAACGCUGCGGGGCUUGCUCGACCAGGGAAUUCCUUCUAAGGAGCUGGAGUUUAUGAAGCACAGCAACGAUGCAACAAGAGUGCCCCUGGGCGACGACAGCGGAUAUAUCAACGCCAGCUUCAUUAAGAUCCCCGUGGGGAAGGAGGAGUUUGUUUACAUCGCCUGCCAAGGACCUCUCCCGACCACCGUGGGCGAUUUCUGGCAGAUGAUUUGGGAGCAAAAAUCCACAGUGAUCGCCAUGAUGACGCAGGAAGUGGAAGGCGAGAAAAUCAAAUGCCAGCGCUAUUGGCCUAACGCCCUCGGCAAAACCACCAUGGUCAGUGGCCGGCUCCGGCUGGCUCUGGUGCGAAUGCAGCAGCUAAAGGGCUUUGUCAUGAGGGCCAUGACCCUCGAAGAUAUUCAGACAGGAGAAAUGCGCCAGGUUUCUCACCUGAAUUUCACUGCCUGGCCAGACCACGACACACCUUCUCAGCCAGAUGACCUGCUCACCUUUAUCUCCUGUAUGAGGCACGUGCAUGACGCAGGCCCAAUCAUCACGCACUGCAGCGCUGGCAUUGGACGUUCAGGGACCUUGAUAUGCAUAGAUGUGGUUCUAGGAUUAAUCAGUCAAGAUCUCGAAUUUGACAUCUCCGAUGUGGUGCGGUGCAUGAGACUGCAGAGACACGGGAUGGUUCAGACUGAGGACCAAUACAUUUUCUGCUAUCAAGUGAUCCUGUAUGUUCUGAAGCGUCUUCAGUCCGAAGAAGAGCAGACAGAGCAGCAGGAGCCUCUGAAGUGACCUGAGAAGAGCAGGCUGCCGGAAGGCCUCCCCUGGUCCCCCAGCAGGGGCGGGGCGCUUGUUCGCCCCUUCCUCACAGUGGCAUAGCAGCAAAUGCCCUCGGGGUGCUGUCUUUUCACAGCUAUGUUCACCUCGGAUCUCAUGAUUAAAAACUAUGCAACCCUCACGGAACGACGGCAGUGGACGAAACUGCUUUUUGGUGUAGCUAUCUUCGGGAUGAGUCAGGCCGCAUCUCAUUCUAGUGGACAUGGGGACAGCAACUCUCCGAGUCUCUUUUUAACGCACCAAUCUUGUUUAUAGCAACAUUCUUUCUCGGUAUUUUAAUAGAGUUAUUUUAUAGGGGAUACUUGAAGACCAGUAUUUAAGCUUUAAGUGACAAUACUAUGGGCAUAGAAAAAAAAGUAGCAAAUUUUUACUGUAUCAAUUUUUAAUGUUUACUACAUAGAAUUUCCUGUAAUAUAUUUAUAUACUUUUUCAUGAAAGCAGAGCUAUCAGAUAUCUGUUUGUAACUGAUGUAUCAUCUCACUUUGUAAAUAAAAAUACACCUUAAAACGUGA